AUGGCGUUCACUCCACAACACACCUCCGCUGGGGACAUCGAAAAGGCCCCGCUUCCGCCCGCUCACUUGGGCGAGGACAAGCCGACGACAACUCUGCAGGAGGACAUUGCAGCUUACGGCCUGGAGAAGGUGUACGCGCGGCAUGGCAGGAUUGACUUGAUUCCUCUGCCAAGUGACGACCCGCACGACCCGUACAACUGGAGUUCGUGGAUCAAGCACGUCUUGCUCGUCCAAGUCGCCUUCCACGCCAUGAUGGGUCCUUUCUCCGCUGCUGCCGUCAUUCCGUCUUUCGAGACUUUCGUCAAGGACUUUGGCGUCUCCAUCACGCAGGCGUCGUACCUCGUUUCGGUGCCAAUUGUCUUCCUGGGUUUCUUUCCUCUUCUGUGGGCGCCCAUCUCGAACCGAAUCGGUCGGCGGCCAGUCCUCCUUAUUAGCGCUCUGUUCAGUGCUGCGAUGCACUUCGCCGGUGCAUACUGCCACUCGUACGGCACCUUGAUGGUCACCCGUGUCUUCCAAGCCAUCUUCCUCGCUCCUCCUCAAUCGCUCGGCGCCAACAUGGUCAACGAGAUGUUCUUCCAACACGAGAAGGGCCAGAAACUCGGCAUCUGGACGCUCCUCACCUCUCUCGGCCCUCCUGUCGCGCCGCUCAUUAUGGGCCCGGUCGUCUGGAACACCGGCAAGUGGCAGUGGACCUUCUACCUCCUCGCCAUCAUCAACCUCGUCCAGUUCGUCCUCUACAUCUUCCUCGCACCCGAGACCGCCGGCUUUGUCCGCCCGAACCGCGGCACGCCCGAGGCCGACGUCGCCGCUGCUCCCAAGCCAAAGACGCCUUGGUGGAAGCUGUACUUCUCGUUCAAGCGGACGUCGCCCGCGUCUUGGUCGCAAGUCCCGAUCGAGACGGUUCGACCUUUCACGAUGGGCUUGCACCUCACGGUUCUCCUCCCCGCUAUCGCCUAUUCUAUCGCUUUCGCCUACACCAACGUCCUACUCACCGUCGAGAUCCCCGCACUUCUCGGCCGCAAGUACGGCCUCAACCCGCAACAGAUUGGCCUGCAGUUCGUCGGCGCAGUUAUCGGUGCCAUCCUCGGCGAGAUCGUCGCGGGCACCGGCUCGGACUGGUGGAUGAUUUGGCGCACGAAGCGAGCAGGCGGAAACCGUGAACCCGAGAUGCGAUUGCCCUUCGGCCUGCCAGGGUUCAUCCUUGGCGCCGUGGGCAUCCUAAUCUUCGGCGUGCAGCUCCAGAACACCGCCGCAGGUCACUGGAACGUCACGCCCGUCAUCGGCGUCGCCAUCGCCGUUUUCGGCACGCAGAUCGUCACGACCGUCUGCUACGCCUACGCGAUCGAGAGCGUUCCCAAGGCCGUCCAGUACCGCGUCUCGCCCUUCAUCGCGUUUGUCCGCCAGCUCUACGCCUUCACUGCUCCGUUCUACCUCAACAUCCCGUUCGAGGAAUGGGGCUAUGCGAAGGCGGCAGGUCUUCUCUGCGCCUUGACCGGCGGCGUCGGCUUCCUCCUCGUCUUCCUCUGCCUCAUCUUCGGCCGCAAGUGGCGCCACGUCGACCCUGAAAACUGA
Messenger RNA from Rhodotorula toruloides NP11, 1572 nucleotides. Its product is annotated as MFS transporter. Gene Ontology annotation, biological process: transmembrane transport. Gene Ontology annotation, molecular function: transmembrane transporter activity. The coding region runs from base 1 to 1572 and encodes 523 amino acids. The record is from RefSeq and is a predicted model, not a curated record. Lineage: Eukaryota; Fungi; Basidiomycota; Microbotryomycetes; Sporidiobolales; Sporidiobolaceae. The transcript has 11 exons.